This is a messenger RNA of Teleopsis dalmanni, 330 nucleotides long. RefSeq names its product CCN family member 2-like. The transcript has 3 exons. Gene Ontology annotation, biological process: cell adhesion; signal transduction. The record is from RefSeq and is a predicted model, not a curated record. Gene Ontology annotation, cellular component: extracellular matrix. Lineage: Eukaryota; Metazoa; Arthropoda; Insecta; Diptera; Diopsidae. Gene Ontology annotation, molecular function: integrin binding; heparin binding. The coding region runs from base 1 to 330 and encodes 109 amino acids.
AUGGCAUUUGCGUUUUGCAAACAACAAAAUGACUUCCGGUUUCCGUUGGAAUUGCAUCGCAUCACAUCGCAUCCCAUCGCAUCGCAUCGCAACACAGCAAACUGCACUGUUGGCAAUACAACAUAUGCACAUGGACAGACAUUCAAAUUGGAUUGCAAAACACAAUGUGUCUGCGAGAAUGGCCGUCAUGCUUGCUCAUCGUUGUGUCCGAAAGAACAGCUUCCGGCACCGGAGGAUACAAUUUCAUGCAGAUCACCUCGAAUGGUUGAGGUACCAGGCCAUUGCUGUAAAAUGUGGCUGUGUGAGAAUCCGACAGCUGAUGGUGGUUAA